AUGAAGACGAAGCGUAGUGAUCUGAGAUUAUCUCGCAAAGUAAACCCCAGGAAAUCGAUUUCCUCCGCAACUAAACCACAAAAGCGCCCCCACAAUGUCAGACCUCUUGCUCGUGGUUCACGUCAGACCGGUCUUCGCGACCCGGGCUCCAGCAUUCGCUCUAAACGAACUCCAAAGCCUGUCGACUUGAAACGGGUCGCACGGUCAACACGUGACCCAGCACCGAUUACUCCGGUGGUCUCUGAGAGCUCUGGAGUUAGCCCCGAAAAUAGGAGAAGACGGAUCAACACUUCCGAGUAUAUUAAGAAACGUUUCCUGUACGACACUGCGGAUUCAUCAAAAAAGACGCGUAAUAAACGGCGUUCUGUCGUCCUUACACAUUCUUCCGUGACAGAAUCUCAUUCGCCGACAGUGAAAUUGCGGAAAUUACACAGAGUUACGGACGGUGAUGUUACUGGCCCACCUGUAUUUUCUCAAGGCAAGCGUGGCCGACGAAAAAAGUUCAACCUAGAGCAUGUUACUCUGACGGAGAGUGUUUCUAGCUUAACGGCAGCAUCAUAUGAGGGAGCUCCACUUCGUAUACAUAGGAGUAAAUCUCGGAAGGACAGUCAUUCCAGACAACGAUCUACACUGUCUGACAACCGAUCUACCUGGGAAUUGCCAGACGUCCAUGAAUUUUCUGAAAGCACAGCGCCGGAGGAUGAUCAGUCUGGUCAUCAAAGUCACUUCUGUCUUAGUAAGAGUCCAGCUGUUGCUCUAGAUGAGCUGCAUGCACAAUCGGAUGUCCGCAGCCAAGACCAACUAGGUGGUUUUCGUCCGGGAUCACAAUCUAAGAAGCACUCUGAUGGAAGCCGCCACUUAUUCAGUACGGACGGACAGAAAAGAACUAAUAUUCUCGACUCCCACUCCUUCUUUUCUGUUGGGAGCUUAUCGCCGGUAUCCGAUACACAUGCAGACAGUCUACAACAUUUCGGUGCCGAUGAAAAUUCUGAGCGUUACAGGCACACCAGAUACCAUGCAAACUUGGACACUGAAGACGAUGACUACCUGCACUCUCCGUUGUCUCACGAUUUAUCUGAGGAACGGAGUCAACCACCAAAUGAAGAUGUAGAGGAGGAAGAUCUUCUAGCUCCAGAACUGUCGAUUUUGACCGGAGCAGAUCCUGUUGCGGGUGCGGAUGGAGUUGUUUUAUCCGAUACGCAUACAUUACUGGCUAAUGUUUUACAGCCGUCUAGUGGUAGUCGGCGAAAGUCACCAGUUCGCCCUAUGCAGGUGAUCCGCACAAAGUCAUCUACCUCAGUUCCUCCGAUGUCAACGUUCGGAAGUAAUCCCGAUACCAGUUCCAAUACUAAAAUAGUCGCUUCCUACCCACCGUAUCAACAAUCUCCGCAUUCCAGCUCCUUAUUCACUCCAUCGUCAACUUAUGAUCGCAGACUAUCCAGUGAAGAUUCAAGUCGGGCCGACGGUAUUUUGCCUGUUAUUUAUCGUCAGAAGGCUCUAAUUGAAAGUUCUCAGACUUUGGUUGAUACUUCGUCCGGAUUGAAGUCUGCCUCCAUUCUGCGGAUGCCCAGUAACCUUGGAACAACGUCAAUCAAAAUCCGACCAAUCCGAGAUCGGGUUCCCCAUGAUGACAAAGAUACUCAGAAUACACCAGCACCUCGGGCGUUCGUGAACAGUUCUCCCCGACCGAGCACAACCGUUUCUGCCAAACCGGUCCUUCAGCACUCUGCUCACCCCUCUUCUACUGGCCGACGUCGACCUACUAUUUUGAAGCGAGGCUCAAAUUCCUCUGGCGGGGUUGGAGGACCUCCCUUUUCUGGGCAACCCCAAAUAGGUUCUGAAUUGGGAACUGAGGUUAGCCACACCCCAGUCGCACGAACUAUUAACCCCUUCACCUCUGGAUCUGUUCACUCGCAUAGAGCUACCUCUUUGAUACAGAGCUCCUCCGCUAGGAGUGUUGCGGCAGCCACAUCAACCGAAACGGGACCGACAAAACUGCUUCAGUUAGUGACAGCCUCCUCGUUGGUGACACCUGUUAGCCCUGCUCCCCUAACAGCUAGCGAUAAACUGUUUGGUCGUCGACAUGGGGCCUAUAGCACCAAUCCCCUCUCAUCUACCGCGCUUAUUUCCACUUCCCUAUCUCAGCAUACAGACGCUGAUGAUACUCGAACCAGUACUGCUGCUCCGUUGACUCCCCCUCCUUACCGAUACGCUGUUCUUCGCGGCUGUCCUGGAGGGAAACGGUAUUUGGUUCUUGGAAGCUCUGGAGUCUUCGACAGAUCGCCCGUAGUUCCUUCAGCCUUACCAACAAGUCCCAAACCGGCGGUUGCUGAGUGUGCAGAAGAAAAAUCGACUGAUGCACAAGAUUCCUGUCAGACACCUUCACCAGAUGCAGAGGACAAUUCGGAAGACCAUGGUCUGUUCGAUCCCCAGUCAGUUCGUUCUAUCGAGUCGGAGCUGACACAAGCUACUGAAAUUCAUAUCCAGUCAACUUUUGGGGCAAUCACGCAUCCAGUCCCCAGUCCGAUUGUCACUUCAGUGGUUGCCACCUGAUCGUUCGGAGUCCUGUUAUCCCAAUGCUUUGGACUGCAGUAUUGCCUGGGAAACUUUGUCAAUAGUGUCGUUUCUACACCUCCUCAUGCAUAUGUUUGCUUGCUGUUGUCCUAUUUUUGUAAAUGAUUUCACUUCGUUUUUUGCCAUUGGUCCGCUGCCGUCUCGUCUGGAGACAUUCAUAUCAACACACAUCCUAUAGUGGAUCGUGAGUCAUCGAUUUUCAUGAACAUGCCAAGGCCUAUUUCCACCUGAACUUGUACUCUUUCUCGACUGUCCUGCUCUUUCGUGUAGAAGACUUGUUUUGAUGCAGCAAUGGUUGCACUGUGUUUCUCGUUUCGUCGACUUUUCUACCAAUCACUCCAACUCUUUUGUGGUAAGACUGUCUCAUAAAGCCACACUAUAGUAUAUCUUGU
Messenger RNA from Opisthorchis viverrini, 2966 nucleotides. RefSeq lists its product as hypothetical. The record is from RefSeq and is a predicted model, not a curated record. NCBI's taxonomy places the organism in Eukaryota, Metazoa, Platyhelminthes, Trematoda, Opisthorchiida, Opisthorchiidae. The coding region runs from base 1 to 2553 and encodes 850 amino acids. The transcript is spliced from 11 exons.